CACACCCAGUCAGGGCAUCUCAGUCCAGCACGCCUGGCAGCAUUGCUGCCACUCAAACCCUGCUCCCCACCUCUGCAGAGCCCUCCCUCCCGCCCCCGCAGUCCCUGCCGUUCCGGAGCAGGGGCUCCCCGGCACACCCCACUUCGAACAGCCAAGCCGGCGAGGCCUGUCCCUGGCGCACUGCCCAUCAACAGCAAAGGGUGACGCCUGCAUCGUCCCCUGGAGCCCGGCGUGAAGGGGGCAGAGGCCCUGGGAUGCUGGAACCAAGUGUUGCCUCCUGGACGUUACGCUGCCCGGUUACACUGCACACCCCCUUCCUGCAAAGAGCCACAGCGCUGCCCAAGGCCUGGCGGGGCCGCAGGAACCUGCCUGCCUCGGCUAGGUUAUUAGCUAGCAAUCGCCUUGUCGCCCCAGGCGUGGGCCAGGCCCCCUUUGUGCGAGGUGCUGCACACACUCAGAGCAGGAAGUCUGGGCCCCCAGGAGCUGAUCAUGGACCCGUGACCUUUGAGGACGUCGCUGUCUAUUUCACCAAGGAGGAGUGGAGGAAACUGGCAGGAUGGCAGCGGGAGCUGUACCGCCACGUAAUGCUGGAGAACUACGAGCUGGUGGCCUCGCUGGGCUCUGCAAGCCCCAAACCUGAGCUCGUCUCUAAGCUGGAGCGAGGGGAAGAGCCGCAUGUCGGGGACAGCCAGGACCUGCGAGCGAGGGAGAGCCCCAAAGGCCCUGUCCCAGCAGACCCUUCCAAGCGCCGGCUCUCGUGCUGCACGACCACGGUCAUUUCCAAGAGGAAGGAGCUCUCGCUGGCCGACCGGGUCAAACUGCUGCAGGCCCUGGAGUCGCCCUCCGCCUCCCUGUCCAGCGUGGCCAAGCUGUUUGGGAUCUCCAAGAGCCAGGCGGGCCGGAUCGGCCGCAGCCGGGAGCAGAUUCUGGCCGACUGGCGCACCAACGCCAACCCGCUGCGGAAGCGGAAGCGGGAGGGCAAGGGCGGGGAGGUGGAGGACGCGCUGUUCCUCUGGUUCCAGCAGGCCCUGGCCAGGGGGGAGAGGCUCUCGGGCCCGAUCCUGAAGGCCAAGGCCCAGGAGCUGGCCCUGCACUCAGGCCGGGAGUUCGAGGCCACGGACGGCUGGCUCUGCCGGUGGAAGACCCGCCACAACAUCGUCUUCAAGCGGCAGCAUGGCGAGAAGCAGGACGCGGACGUCGGCAGCGCCCAGAGCUGGGUGAGCGAGGUGCUGCCCUCCCUGCUGGCCGGCUACAGCGCCGAGAACAUCUUCAAUGCCGACGAGACCGGGCUGCUGUACCGCGGCUACCCCGACCGGGACCCGCCGCUCCUGGGCGGGAAGAAGGCCAAGGACCGCGUCUCCGUCCUCUGCUGCGCCAACCACGCCGGCACGGAGAAGAGGCGCCUGCUGGUGGUGGGCAAGAGCCGGCGGCCGCGGUGCCUGCCCAAGGACCUGCGCGCCCUGCCCGUCGCCUACGCCAACUCGGCCAACGCCUGGGUGACCGCGCACAUCUUCCAGGAGUGGGCGCUGCAGUGGGACCAGGAGCUGCGGCGCGACCGGCGCAAGGUCCUGCUCUUCCUGGCCCACAGCAGCGCUCACCCCCGCGAGCUACAGGCCAAGCUGCGUCACAUCAAGCUGGCGUUCUUCCCCCCCAACACCAGCAGCAUCACCCAGCCCAUGGACAUGGGCGUCAUCCGCAAUCUGAAGGGACACUACCGGGCGCUGGUGGCGGCCAAGGCCCUGCUGAGCCCGGAGCAGGGGCGGGCGGCUGAGAUCGCCGGGCGGGUCACGCUGCUGGACGCCGUUUACAUGCUGCACCAGGCGUGGAGCCUGGUCCGGCCGGCCACGGUACAGAGCUGCUUCCGCAAGGCCGGCUUCCACCUGGCGCCCUUUGAGCGGGAGGAGCUGGACCUGCCGCCGCUGGCCGACGUGCCCCGCCCGCCCUUCAUGAGCGAGCAGGACUUCAGCGACUUCGUCGGCAUGGACGCGGAGGAGCCGGCCGUGGGCGAGAUGACCAGCGAGGAGUGUGCGCUGGCCCAGAGGAGCCAGUGGGCCGAGGCCGCCGAGUGCUCGGAGGAGGACGGGGACCUGGACCCGGGGAGCCGCGUCACCGCCGCCGAGGCCCUGGCCGGUCUCUCUGCCGCCAUGAAGUGGUGCCAGCUGCACGGCCUGGUGUACCACUGGGAGAGACUGCUGGAGACGGAGAGCGCCGUGCAAAUGGCCGCCGUGGCCGAGGCCAGCCAGAGCCGGGCCACUGGCUGCUCCCGCUACGUGCCCGGCGUGGGGCUGCCGGCUCCACCCAGGCUGGGCUCGGCCCUGCUCUGACCCCUCUGACCCGCACCCCACCCUUCCCUCCGGGGGGGCUCGGGCAGCAAGGCAGGGUGAGCCCAGUGCUGCAGGCUGCCGGAAGGGCCAGGGGUUCCUCAGGCCUCGGUGUCUAGACUGCGAGUAGAUCAGGCUGGGGAGGCAUUGGGGCUGGGGGUGUGGAAAAGAGGAGGGGGAAGGAGUGAGGACAGACAGCAUGGCGUGGGGGGGAGAGAGGGGGCUUCCCGUGGACUGGUCAUUCCCGGGGAACGGGUCUCUCUCCCCUCCCCCCCCACAGGUAACCCAUUCCAGUGCUUCACCACUCUCCUAGUGAAAAAGUGUUUCCUAAUAUCCAACCUAGACCUCCCCCUCUGCAACUUGAGACCAUUACUCCUUGUU
This is a messenger RNA of Chrysemys picta bellii (western painted turtle), 2702 nucleotides long. RefSeq names its product tigger transposable element-derived protein 4-like. Gene Ontology annotation, cellular component: nucleus. The record is from RefSeq and is a predicted model, not a curated record. Lineage: Eukaryota; Metazoa; Chordata; Testudines; Emydidae. Gene Ontology annotation, biological process: regulation of DNA-templated transcription. Gene Ontology annotation, molecular function: DNA binding.